AAGCGAUCGGAAGUCGUAUUGUUGUCGUUGCAGCAUGUCAGUAUGUAGGCACAGCGCUUAAAUUCCUUUUUAACACAAUAAUGAAAGCUUCAAUGCAGACACAGCUUUCUGAGCUGCAUGAGACGAACUAACAGGAGUUUGUUUCAGUCUCAGCUCGUUUUAUUUGUCUGAUCCAGCUGUUGUUUAGUUUGUACCAGAGUCGACAUGAAGCCGCCUCCUCGGACACGAAGUAAACCGAACCGCAACCUGAACCCUGAACCAGCAGCGGCUCCUGCUAAAGCGUCCCGUCGGUGGCAGCGGAGGGAGAAGACUUGUCUGCUGAACGCGCUGAAAAGACUCAACAGGACGACCCGGGGCAAAGGCACCCAGGACAUGGACUAUGCUUACCUGCAGGAGUCCGUGCCGAACCGGUCCGUUUCAGAGAUCGAGUCUGUGGUGGAACUUCUGAAGGACAAAGUGAUUUCAUUAGCAAGCCUCAAGCUGAAGAAUAAAAGACAGGACGAGAAGCUCAAAAAGCCCAUUGAGGUGUGGGCUGACAUGGCUUCUUCCAUCGCAGGAACCCUGGAAAGCUCCAUUUCUUCUGCUUUCUCUCAGAUGCUGAUAGCUUCGUCCACAGAGCCUCGUACCCUGUUGAACUGUGACCCUCCCCAGUUCCCAGGACCAACCCAAGGCAAAGACUGGCCUUCUGGUCGCACCAUCCCUUUUAGACCAAUGUCUCGUCUUCCAGUCAAAGUUGAGCAUCCUGAAACCAACACAGCCAGUCCUCUCAUGGCACUCCAGACUCCAGCAUCAGCCACGGGCCCAGCACCAUCCCCACUGAUUAGACUGGCAAACAGUAAAAACCCUUCACCCCACCAACAGCUUCCUGCCACAGCUGGAGCCCCCACCUCUCAGUCUUCUGCCACCUCCACCAACUCUUCAUCUGGUCCUCAAACGUCCCUUUCCUCAUCCGCCGCCAUCCAAACAGUCCCCAGUACUGCACCACCCUCUGGUGCCUCCGCCCCCGGCCCCACGGCCACACUCUCCAAACCUGCAAGUGAAUGUCAUGAAAGGUUUGGUCGCACCAGCAAGUAUGCUACAAAAGACAGUCCCAGGAUAUUUGGCGUCAAGAGCAGAGUCGACUUUGAGAGGAUCUAUCGCUACCUGACUUUCAUUCAUCACCCCAAUGAGGAGUGUAACCUCACCCCCAUGGAGAGUGCUAUAGUGUUGGACCUGUUGAUGUCUCUCCCAGAGGAGCUCCCCCUGCUGGACUGCCACAAACUAAGCGAACAUUUCAUCCAGGUGCACCAGUUUCUCUCGACCCCAGCUGACUCCGAGACGGCAGAAAAAAUGUUUAAAGGGCUGAAGGACACACUCACACACUGUCCUCCGAUGAAGGUAGAGAGCAAUGGAGACAGUAACAAAACCAGCAGUCAACAGAACACUGCUGAGACAGCUGACGGCAGUGAAGGGAAGACACUGCAGCCAGAUGAACCUGAGAGCCAAUCAUCAGGGAACAAAACCACAUCAGGACAGUCAGGGGACACAGACCCCAAGGGACAGUCAGGGGACACAGACCCCAAGGCACUCUGCCCUCCCCUCAACCCUUUCAUGGUGCCAAUAGAGCUACUGAAGCGCAAAUAGGAUGCUUUAAUUAUGUCUGCAUUCUAGAAUAACACUUUUUUAAUUAUUAUUGUCACAUUACUUUACUAAAUUAUUUGGUCAUUGUUUGUCCCUAACGAUUCUCCAGAAGAACCUGGAGAAUCUGGUGUCUGGUCAGUUUCACUGUUUGACCAGUUACCUUCUUAUUUAAAUCAACAUUUUCUCUAUUGUUGCUUUUGCUAAGACAAGGUAUAUUACAAGGUAAUAAAGGUCCCAUUUUGUAAAAAAGAUGGAUUUCCAUGUGUUUUUUAUUUAUUAUAAAGCAGGUUGUAUGAGCCAUAUUCAUUUUUGUAUUUCAUGUAAUUUUGCUCCAUGCCACUGGGGGGAGCUGUGUUUGCUGUGUGGCUCAGCUGACCUCGGGUCAGCUGGGUUGGGCCAUUUAACCUGGGGGAACCCAGACACCGGUGUUGCUGAUUUGGGAAGCGAACAGUUUUCGACUGUGCCCAGUUUAUGCCCAGUUUGUGCCCAGUUUGUGCCCAGUUUAUGCCCAGUUUAUGGCCAGUUUAUGCCCAGUUUAUGGCCAGUUUGUGCCUAGUAUUUUGGUCUUUGAUAUAAGGAACAAUUCGGUUUGUUGUUUUCGUUACAUGUGUAUAUUAUGAGUUAAAGUCAUUGCAGCUGUAUGAUGGGGAAAAUAAAUCGGCGAGAUAUUUUGUAAACAUUAUUGCACUUUCUGUUUUUAUAUGUUCGGAGUGCACUGGGCGCACAUCUAAACUAAAUCAUCUUUAUUAGCAACCAGUACUAGACUUCUUUUAGGAAUUAGUCAGUAUACAGGUCUAGGUGCUUGUGAUGUCACAACUAUACUAUAUAUAUAGGUAGAAAGUGUCGUUAGUUAUUCCCCGGCUGCAAUGACAUCAUCAGAUGUAUAAGACCUGGAAACACUGACCAAUACAAGGCUGCAACUACUGAUUAUUUUCAUUUUAUCGAUUGAGCUACAGAUUGUUUACUCUUUGGAUUGCAAAAUGUCAGAAAUACAGUUGUGUGUCUAACCAACAGUCCAAAAUAUCUACAAAUUACUAUUACAGAAAAUCUACAAUAUUCACAUCAAAAGCCAUAAGCAGCUUUUUGCAUUUGUGCUUUAAAAAAUCCAAAAAUAUUAUUACAUUAUUAAAAGAGUUGCUGAUGUAUUUUAUGUUGAUUGACUAAUCAGUGAAUAAACUGUUUCAGCUCCAGUAUCUCAUAAACAAAUGUUUGUUUGUCAAAUUAGGGACCACAAUGGAAAUAAGCCUUGGGGCUUUAUUGUGUCAUCCCUGACUUUUUUUUUUAUCUAUUUAUAUUACGUAUGACACAGGUUGCUGUUUCAUAUUUUUUUAUAUCAAG
Messenger RNA from Centropristis striata (black sea bass), 2958 nucleotides. RefSeq names its product small nuclear RNA activating complex, polypeptide 2 (gene snapc2). Gene Ontology annotation, cellular component: nuclear body. Gene Ontology annotation, biological process: snRNA transcription. The coding region runs from base 205 to 1623 and encodes 472 amino acids. The record is from RefSeq and is a predicted model, not a curated record. The transcript has 6 exons. Gene Ontology annotation, molecular function: RNA polymerase II general transcription initiation factor activity. Lineage: Eukaryota; Metazoa; Chordata; Actinopteri; Perciformes; Serranidae.